AUAUCUCACUCAGUAAAAAAAGGAUUAGUUCAUAUGGUUUAUAGUUGGAAGCAUUAUCAUCGUCUUCGUCUUCAAUCUUCUACACGAAUGUCCAAGUGAAAUUUUGACUCUUUCAGCUUCUCUCGCCAUCUCUAAUGGCGAUCCCUUCCUUCCUCUCUCCAAAUUUACCCUUUUGCCCUUCGACCAAACUCGUUCCUAUUCGACUCACCCUUUCCUCCUCCUCCUCCAUUUGUUGUAUCUCAGUAGACCGCCAAAUUAACCAUUCCUCCGUCUCCGACGAUAUCUCCAGCUUACGAGUAGUCAUAUCCGCUGGAGGCACCGCCGGACACAUCUCUUCGGCGCUAGCGAUCGGCGACGAGCUGAAAUCAGCCGACCCACUUGCUCGGAUCCUCUUCAUCGGAUUCCCAAACAGUAUGGAGAGCACGACGGUUCCCUCCGCCGGAUUCGAUUUCUCAGCAAUCUCCACCGUCGGAUCAUCAUCGUCCCGACCAUUCCUUUGCUUCACUUCUUUCCUCAAAUUCCCUCUCCGCUUGAUCCAAUCCACCUUCGAAUCCUACAAAAUCCUCCGUGAAUUCAAACCUCUAAUCGUCGUCGGAACCGGAGGACACGCCUCUUUCCCGGUCUGUUUCGCCGCCGUGAUCUCAAGAACCAAAUUCGUAAUCCAAGAACAAGAUUCAAUCCCUGGAACCACCAAUUGGAUUCUCUCUUUCUUCGCCGACACAAUCUUCGCUCCUUUCAACUGUACAGUCACUAACCUCCCCAAACGAGUCGCCGGGAAGUGUGUCGUCUACGGGAAUCCGAUAAGACAAGCGCUUAGAAAGUACUCGUCGAAAGGAGCGGCACGUGUGAGCUUCUUCGGACAGUGGGCUGGAGCUGUGUCGGAAGCGAAAGUUGUGCUUUUGCUUGGUGGGUCUUUAGGAGCCAAUGCCAUUAACAUAGCUUUGCUUAACUGUUACUCGCAGUUGUUGUCUGAACAUGAGAACUGGUUCUUUGUUUGGCAAACUGGUGUUGAAGCUUUUGAUGAAAUGGAUAGUCUUGUUAGAAGCCAUCCUCGUCUCUUUCUAUCUCCGUUCUUGCGAUCAAUCGGUGUGGCUUACGCGGCUGCAGAUUUGGUUAUAUCGAGAGCGGGUGCAAUGACUUGCUCAGAGAUUAUGGCUUUAGGCAAACCUUCUAUUCUGAUACCAUCACCACAUAGCGAUGAAGGGGAUCAAGUAAGGAAUGCUUCUUUAAUGGCAGACAUUGUUGGAUCAAAGUUAAUAACAGAAGAGGAGCUAGAUACGAUAACUCUUCGAGCUGCCAUGGAAGAUAUUCUAGGGAAUGAAGAACUGAUGGCGGAAAUGAGCGAGCGGGCAUUCAAAGCUGCGAAACCCGACGCUGCAUCAGAUGUUGCUAAACACAUUAUUUCUAUUAUCAAAUCCAAAGAUAAGUAGGUAAAUUUAGUGUUACAGAUUACAUUAGUGUUGUGAAACCAAGUAUGUGUAUGAUUGAUGAGCCUCUUGUAGAUUUUGAAGAACUAUUUGUUGAUUUGUGUUGCCGAAUUUGGCCUUGCAAUAGAGAGUGAACAAAAAAAAUCUUUAAAUGGAAAUAGUUGCGUUCUUCUUCCUGUUACCUUUACUUUGUAUAUAUGAAUCAAAACUUGUCCUUUGUAUCUUCCUUAAACUCAAUGAUCUUUCCGAGUCGGGAACCUUCUCUGCGACGCAGCUCUCUUGAGAAUGUAUAACUGGGAUCAGUGUAUGUAAAUGAAGUUAAGCUAUUUUC
Arabidopsis arenosa is the source of this 1758-nucleotide messenger RNA. The record is from the annotation of a GenBank genome assembly. Lineage: Eukaryota; Viridiplantae; Streptophyta; Magnoliopsida; Brassicales; Brassicaceae.